This is a messenger RNA of Chelonus insularis, 2209 nucleotides long. RefSeq names its product UNC93-like protein. Gene Ontology annotation, cellular component: plasma membrane; striated muscle dense body. The transcript is spliced from 7 exons. Bases 690 to 2129 code for a protein of 479 amino acids. The record is from RefSeq and is a predicted model, not a curated record. Gene Ontology annotation, molecular function: potassium channel regulator activity. Gene Ontology annotation, biological process: regulation of potassium ion transport; regulation of muscle contraction. Lineage: Eukaryota; Metazoa; Arthropoda; Insecta; Hymenoptera; Braconidae.
AGGCAUGAGUUCAGUCACAGUUUAUGUUGCAGUAGUUGUAGAUUCAGUUUGCUCGUAUUUCACUCCUAAAUACCUAAAACAUUUUUCGACUACUUUUUACAACCAACAAUCCUAGUGAAAUUAAUAACAGUAAAUCUGAGAUAUUAAAUGAUGAUUAAACAUAAUAAAUCAAUAAAAUAAUUAAACUGUAAAUUAUUUAAUAAUGAAAUUGUUCGAAGUGAAAUAAUAAUAAUAAUUGGACAGUUAUUCUGAAAUAUUAAAUUUUUUACAAAAUUAUGUAACAUUACACACUGCUCCAUGUGAAUUAAAUAUUCUUUUGUGACUGAGAUAUUCGCAAGUUGGUCUAAAGAGAAAAGUAAUUAAAAGUAGACAAUAGUUCUAACGCUGUUUUUGCUUGGAACAUUAUAAACUUUUGAAAAUAAAAAAUGUCAUGGUAAAACUACGAGUGAUGUACAUAUGAAUGUGCUUAUACGUUGCUAGUUGGUGGCUUUCGGUUGAAUUACAUGAGUUAGGAGUUGAUGGACUGCAAAAUCAAUUGAACCAAAUAGCACUAACUAUUUUUAUGUGGAUGAUUUAUUUUUAUUAUGAGCAAUUCUCAACUCUAGACGAAACGACGCUGGUUGUAAAAAAGCUGUGAAAGCGAAAAUUGUCAUUCAGUGUGAGUUGGAAUUAAAUAUAAUAAUUGAAAGAUGUCUAAUUUUGUGGAAGCAAGUAUUUCUAGAAGUCAAUUCCAAGCUAAAGAAAAAUGGAGAAUAUUGAAAAAUAUCCUGAUGAUUGGUAUUGCAUUUAUGAUUCAUUUUACUGCGUUCAUGGGAGCUAGUAAUCUUCAAAGCUCUAUAAAUGCUGACGAUUCGUUGGGGACCUUCACUUUAUCAGCAAUUUACGGGAGUCUCAUCUUCAGUAAUAUUUUUCUACCCGUAUUAAUAAUUAGUUGGUUGGGAUGCAAAUGGACCAUAUCUAUAUCUUUCGUUGCCUACAUGCCAUUUAUUGCAGCCCAGUUUUUUCCAAAAUUCUAUACCAUGAUUCCAGCUGGAUUAGCUGUUGGUUUAGGAGGUGGACCUCUGUGGUGUGCAAAAUGCACAUAUCUAACUGUCGUAGCAGAAGCAUAUGCAACUAUUUCAGAUUUGAGUGCUGAUGUUUUAGUCACGAGAUUCUUUGGCCUUUUCUUCAUGUUCUAUCAGAUGGCUCAGGUCUGGGGAAACCUCAUUUCUUCUGCGGUUUUGUCCUAUGGAAUAGAGGAUUUACCAAGCAAUCUAACUUUGAAUAGUUCAAUAGUAUCAGAAACUUGUGGAGCAAAUUUUUGCCAACGGAUUGAAGAAAAUCCCAAUUUAGCACCGCCCCCAAUGGAAAGAAUUCAUUUGAUUGCUGGAAUCUAUUUGGGUUGUAUGGUACUGGCAGCUCUGAUCGUCGCAUUUGGAGUUGAUUCUUUAUCAAGAUAUGACAAAGGCCGAACUGGAUCAGCAGCUGGCCAGUCAGGACUUAAAUUAUUGGUUGUCACUUUAAAAUUAUUAAAAGAAAAACGUCAAUUACUUAUAAUGCCUAUAACAAUGUUCAUUGGAGCUGAGCAAGCCUUUUUAUUUGCUGAUUAUAAUGCAUCUUAUGUCUCAUGUGCCUAUGGUAUCAAUAACAUUGGUUACGUCAUGAUAUGCUUCGGAAUAGCUAAUGCUAUAGCUGCCUUGGCCACAGGAUCUAUCGUUAAAAUUACUGGAAGGGUACCUGUUGUCAUUUUUGCUUUCGUACUUCAUCUGGCUAUUAUUGUUGUCCUUCUACUUUGGAGACCAACGCCAGAACAAGGAUUUAUCUUUUUCCUGAUGUCCGGGUUGUGGGGGAUCUGUGAUGCCAUUUGGCUCGUUCAAGUUAAUGCAUUGAGUGGAAUUUUAUUCCCUGGAAUGGAAGAAGCUGCAUAUUCAAAUUUUCGAUUGUGGGAAGCAACCGGAUCUGUUAUUACAUAUGCUUACAGUCCUUAUUUAUGCACGAAUAUCAAGUUAUAUAUUCUAUCAGGAAUCCUCAUAGUUGGUGUGAUUGGAUAUGGAAUAAUCGAAGUCACAGGAGGCAUUUCAAAGGUUGUUUUAGAUCCAAAAACAGAUUUUGAACUUGUUCGAGACAAUGAAGUAACUAACGAAAAAUAAUUGAGAUUUUUUUUAUUGUUUAAAUUAAAAUAAAUGUGAAUGUAAGUUAUAUUUUUAUAAAAAUUCAAGUAAUAUGUAAA